This is a messenger RNA of Neurospora tetrasperma FGSC 2508, 690 nucleotides long. RefSeq lists its product as uncharacterized. The transcript is spliced from 3 exons. The record is from RefSeq and is a predicted model, not a curated record. Bases 1 to 690 code for a protein of 229 amino acids. NCBI's taxonomy places the organism in Eukaryota, Fungi, Ascomycota, Sordariomycetes, Sordariales, Sordariaceae.
AUGAAGUCAGGUGAACUGCAUAGUUGGCCGCUUGCGCUUCUCGCUUUCGCUCACCAUCGGACACCAAUACUUCCCCACACCAUCCCCUCCUUUGGGACAAACACCACCCAACUUUUGGCCCCCGUACUUUUUCUCCUGCCAUACCCUCCCUGUACUGGCUUCUAUCGAACAAUUGUCUCGACCCCCGUUCCCGCGCCCUCGUCUCUCCGGUAUUCUCAACAACCAGCUGUGUCGCCAUCUCCUUCCUCCACGCGCAACGAAGUCGAUGAAGCCACCCAGACAACAAGCGUAGCGGAAGAGAGCGAUAAGCCUACCACUACCUCAGGCACCCUGCCGAACCCGAAAAUUUCUCAAGAUGCGCAGUCCGGUAGCCUGGCAGGUGACAUCGAGAAGUUCUCAAUUCGUCACUUUCCAGUGCUUCGAAAGGAGCUAAACCGCAAGAUUGAGGAGAGGAGAUUGGUAAACCGAAGAAUUCGGAACAGUCUGGCCAGAAUUGAGCAUUGCGAGAAGUAUAUGAGGAUCUUGAAGACAAUGGAGGAGGAGCUGGAAGCGGAAAAGAGCAAAAAAUUCGAGCUUCUGGCAUUGUUCAGACAAGCUGAGCAGAGGUUUAUAGCCUUGGUCGACGACUGGGAGGGGAUGGCAAUGACUGGCCGUGACUGUCAUAUAAAAGGAUGGCACGGAACUACAUGA